AUGCCUCUUCCAUUACUGUCGCAGUUCGAGGUCAAGAACGAAGAUGGCACAUUGUUCCUGGGCGAUGGCUCUUUGGCAGCCGCCCCGACACCGAAAUUAAACCAGCGUGGUAUCCGAAAUAUCAUCAAAGUGGUGGAUGAUCGUUGCUUAGUAUUCGAUCCUCCCGAAGACAACCCCGUCCAGAAGUUCUCCAGAUCUGUCGUGCCCGUCGUUGGGAAGAAGGUCAAGGAUCAGGUCUUUGCAUUCGAUCGCAUCUUUGACGAGAACGCAAACCAGACCGAAGUAUACGAAGCCACCACAAAGACCCUACUGGAUAGCGUACUGGACGGGUACAAUGCCACGGUCUUCGCCUACGGUGCCACGGGAUGCGGCAAGACGCACACGAUUACUGGUACCUCUCAACAGCCCGGCAUCAUAUUUCUCACCAUGCAAGAACUGUUCGAGAAGAUUGCCGAUCGGAACGAGGAGAAGCAGACCGAGGUGACCUUGUCAUACCUCGAGAUCUACAACGAGACUAUCCGAGAUCUGCUGGUGCCAGGCGGCAGCAAACAGGGCCUGAUGCUCCGUGAGGACUCCAACCAGGCUGUGACGGUGGCCGGCCUAACUAGCCAUCAUCCCAAGGACGUCCAAGAAGUCAUGGACAUGAUCGUCCAGGGCAACGCCUACCGAACAGUCUCUCCAACUGCAGCCAACGCGACAUCAUCGAGGUCACAUGCCGUGCUCCAGAUCAACGUGGCACAGAAGGACCGCAACGCCGCAGUCAACGAGCCACACACGAUGGCAACCCUCAGCAUCAUCGAUCUUGCCGGUAGCGAGCGCGCCAGUGCGACCUUGAACCGGGGCGAGAGGCUGCUCGAGGGCGCAAACAUCAACAAGUCCCUGCUCGCCCUCGGCAGUUGUAUCAACGCCCUGUGUGAUGCACGCCGGAAGAACCACGUGCCAUACCGAAACAGCAAGCUCACUAGACUGCUCAAGUUCUCCCUGGGUGGGAACUGCAGGACCGUCAUGAUCGUCUGUGUCAGCCCGUCGAGCGAGCACUUUGACGAGACACAAAACACCCUGCGAUAUGCGAACCGCGCCAAGAACAUCCAGACCAAGGUGACCCGGAACGUGUUUAAUGUUAACCGCCACGUCAAGGACUUUCUGGUCAAGAUUGAUGAGCAGAUGGCGCUCAUCAACCAGCUCAAGGCCCAGCAGAAGGAGGCCGAGGGCAUCUUUUUCGCCAAGUUCAAGAAGAACAUCGAGAAGAGGCAGCAGGCUUCUCGGGAGGGAAUCCAGCGCAUUCGGGCGGCCUACGAUAACGCAUCGGCUGAUAGGCAGGACAAGAUCAACACCAUGAAGAAGCUGAAGCUUUUUGAGCGGAGGAUCGGCAUGCUGUCUGCAUGGAUCGCCGCCUUCGACACUGUCUGUGACGCGCGGGAGGACGAAAAGAUGCCACCAAACCUGGCAGCCAUGCGCAAAACAGCACAAGGCAUCCUGGUGGAGCUCGAAUCCAGCCGGCAUCACAUCCACCAGAAGCUGGGACGUUCCAACUGGGAGCGGGCGCUUGACUCAGCCCUGCAACAUAGCAUCCUACAGCUCCCAUCUGGGGAUGGUAUCGCAGAUUGUGGCGAGGCUGCCUCGCUCAGCCGUGAGGCAGACGCCCUGAAGGCGCAGUUCACGCGUGAAGCAAACCAGCAGAUCCUCGAACAGGAGAAAGGAGCGGACGCGGCUAUCAUCCAGGCUCUCCUGAGCGCCCAGUUCCAGAUGAUCUCUUCCAUGGCUGAUCUGAUGGCCCUCGACGAGGAGGACGCGGUCGCACAGGCAAAGGAUAUUAUCAAGCGCCUGCUUGAGACGGGCUACUCGGCAGCAUCUCAUGUCAUCAAGCCGGACGGCUCCAUGAUGCCAGCUGAGAUGUUUCCGCCCUCCAAGCGGGGGACGCCCAAGAGAAAGAAAGGCUCCAGCAUCCACGUCAAGGCGAUCCCAGCGCCGUCUUUCGUGGCUGCGCCGCCCACGCCCACCCGUGAACAUGCUCCAUCUCCCCUCAAAUCUCCCCGACGCAGAAGGGUCGUCAACACUAGGAAGAGCGUCUCGUUCAGUCCCGCCAAGAAGAGGUUGACCCCGAAACGGAUUGUCCGCUGGCGGGACGAUGAGACGGAGGACGGAACCCUCGCGGACUAUGACAAGACACCAAAGAAGUUUGAUCCUAGCCCUAGCCCUCAACAUGCUGGUGCUGGUACUGCUGCUGCUGCUGCUGCAUCGCCAGAUACAUCCAUCCUCCCUCGACCGACGGUUCCUUCGUACCUCCCUAACAAUGACGAUGCGGCCUCAGACGCAAGCCCCUCACUCGUACUACCGGAGACCUCUAGCAUCCCGACAUCGAAGCCCAGCAGAUUUCAGGCCGGAUUCCUGUCCAAGUCGCGAUCACCGCAGGGGGGCAAGGACGGCAGGGGUUCUUCUCCACUGCGAUCCCUUGAUGUGGACAGAACGGGUAACAACCUCUCUCCGCCAUCCUCUGGAUCCUUGCGGUCAAGUCCGAAGCCACCUAGACUCACUCCGUUGGAUGAAAACAGCCCUCCUCCCGCAGCGAACGCCAACGCCUCCCUCUCGCCUUCCGCUUCGAAUAGUGACUCCGAACCGACCGCGACGAUUGACGCGACAAAGCUCCGAACCGCUCUUCACCUCGCCAAGAGAAGAGACCGUCUAUCCAGCAUGGGGAGCACGGCGAGCUCCAACGCGAAGCGUAUCUCUAGUGUCGGCACCACGGGUGGCAUCGAUCGCCGCCGUUCCCUCCACCGGGUCUCCUCCUCGUACUCCGGUCCACUUGCCUCGUCCACCAACGGAAUCUCCCGACAGCGACGACGAAGUGGGUCUACCGAGCAGGCAGCUGGACGACACAAAAACCCCCCUAUGUCGUGUUCUCCUCCGGGAGGAGCUCGCGCCUUCACCGCUGGCCAGGCCAGGCGCAUGAACAUGGGUGGAAGCAUGAAGCUCGACGGUAUGGUCAGCCCGAGGACACUCGCAGACAAGGCAACGCCGUCCCGAAGCGGCAUCGAUGUGAAGGCUAGAAGAAUCACCAUCGGAGGCGCCGCCGCCGGCGGGAUGCCUGCACCUGGGAAGCGAUCGAGCGUAGUAUGGCGAUAG
Molecule: messenger RNA, 3123 nt
Organism: Cryphonectria parasitica EP155
Lineage: Eukaryota; Fungi; Ascomycota; Sordariomycetes; Diaporthales; Cryphonectriaceae
Product: kinesin-domain-containing protein
Exons: 5
Coding region: 1-3123 (1040 amino acids)
Biological process (GO): microtubule-based movement
Molecular function (GO): ATP binding; microtubule motor activity; microtubule binding
Source: RefSeq, a predicted model, not a curated record